Molecule: messenger RNA, 778 nt
Organism: Hibiscus syriacus
Lineage: Eukaryota; Viridiplantae; Streptophyta; Magnoliopsida; Malvales; Malvaceae
Product: auxin-responsive protein SAUR67-like
Exons: 1
Coding region: 225-668 (147 amino acids)
Biological process (GO): response to auxin
Source: RefSeq, a predicted model, not a curated record
GCCCUCAUAUCUACCAUCACAUGGCUUUGUUUCCUAUGAAUACCUGAAAUUUAAUAAUUCAUUGAAGGGACUGUCUCUAGGCCUUGUGAUUAUAUAUUCAUCCCAAUUCCAUUGCCUCAUAUCAAUCUCAACAGCUUCAUUUAGCAAUUAGAGCUCUAAGACCUAAAACUUCCCUCUCUUUCCUCUUUCAUCUGAGCCUUCCCUACUACACAAAGUAAAGCAAGAUGAUCAGCGCCAAGAAGCUUACCAAGUUGGCAAGAAAAUGGCAAAAAAUCGCUUCAAUGAGGAGAAAAAGAAUCACAUUACAAGGAACCACCAGGGGCGCUGAAACAAACAGUUGCAGCACAUCACCGGUGGUCGACAAGGGUCACUUUGUUGUAUACAGCAUGGAUCAUAAGCGCUUUGUUCUUCCUUUGGAAUAUUUAAAGAACAAAAUUGUGAUGGAGCUAUUCAACUCGGCAGAAGAAGAGUUUGGGCUACCAGGCGAUGGGCAUCUCAUCUUGCCUUGUGAUGCAAACUUUAUGGAAUAUGUAAUUGCUCUCAUCAAAAGGAAACCGAGUAAAGAAGUGGAGAAAGCAUUGAUCACAUCUGUAAGCGCCGGCUGUUGCUCAUCAUCAUAUCUUUAUCAACAAGAAAUGAGCCAUCAAUUUUCAAUAUACAGCUUCUGAAGCAAUUCCACAUCUUUGUAGAUUAUAAAUUAUAUAAAGCAAAAACAUCAAAAUUUUUGUCUCAUGCUUAGUUGUCUUGAACUUUGAUAUGGAACUUACUUAUUAUCUAC